Messenger RNA from Seriola dumerili (greater amberjack), 1199 nucleotides. It is a transcript of the gene fibina, whose product is annotated as fin bud initiation factor-like. Bases 119 to 748 code for a protein of 209 amino acids. The transcript has a single exon. Lineage: Eukaryota; Metazoa; Chordata; Actinopteri; Carangiformes; Carangidae. The record is from RefSeq and is a predicted model, not a curated record.
CAGACGGUCUGUGCCUUUUAGGUGACGGGGAGCUGUGUAACAUGAGUCGGGAUCAAAACUGUGCGCUGGAUCCUGCUGCCAGUACAGAUGCUGGUCGUCAAAGAGAGAGAGGAGGUACAUGAUGGAUCCCGUCCCACUGCUGCUCAUCAUAGUCGCAUCUUGGCCGGUUUGUUCGGCAGUCUACACCGGGCCCCUCCAGCCGGAGAUCUCCAAUGGCACUUUCCAUCACUUCUUUGUCCCGGACGGGGACUACGACGAGACGGAAGACCCGGAGCAGUGCCAGAUGCUGUUUAAAUUCUCGGAUGUGUAUCCAUGUGGUGCCUCCGAGGAGCGCGACUCCGUGGUGCGGGACGACUUCGUCAUCACCAAGCUGCAGGCGGAGGACGCGGCGCGGCUGCUGGAGGGCAUCGGCCGGACUGUGGCGCACGACCUGGACGGAGAGGACAGCUACGGCAAGUUCCUCCAGCGGGAGAUCUCCCAGAUCAGCGAGGCGUUUUCAAACGUGGACAAGUCUCUGCUAGAGCUGGAGGUGAAGUUUAAACAAAGUCAAGAAACUGAGCUGAGAGAGGAGCAACAGCUGAACGGCCAUGUAGUGAAGCAAGUGAGUGACAUCAGGGACACUCUGAGGGAAACUACGGACAUCUCUCUGGGACUUAAAGAUAAACAUGAGCUCCUCGCGCUCAUUAUUCGCAGUCAUGGCACCAGACUGAGCCGCCUGAAGACUGAGUAUCUUAACUUUGGCUCAUAGUGGGGUUAAGGCAGCUUAAUGUGUGUGCGCGUGUGCGCGCGUGUGUGUGAGAGAGAUAGAGAGAGGACCCUCCAGUUCAACAAACAACUGGAAAGUACAUUGUGGCUUAUGAAUACCCUUCCCAAGUAUUUGAAUAUCUCUGACCUUGUGGUUAUCCCCAUUCCUUGGAACUUGUGCCGUUAAAAGGGAGCUCUAACAAAAACAUCAACACAUUCCUCUGAGUCAGGAGGGAGAAAGGAAAUGUGAACAUAAAUUAGCUAUGUCUGCUAGGAACCCUCUGUGCCACUUCUGUGGAAGAAUUUUAUUCAGUAGAAAGUAGGCUAUGAAAACAAAAGUUGGAUUUAUUGGCUUCUGGAUCAAUAAACUGGCCAACUUUCUGUGUGUAUGGUUUAAAGUAUGAUGUUUCCGAUUUUAGGUUAUUAUAACUAAGCAAAUAAAUACUUAAUUUUCA